AUGGAUUCUUCUUCACUAAAUGUCUCUGCUUCUUCCACUCUUCUUUCUAAGUCACAAAUUCAAAACCCGUUUCCGUUUCUCUGCUCCGAGAAGAUCGACAAAUUCUCUGUUCACACUCGUGCCUUUGAGCUUUUUUCCUCUGCCUAUAAAGAUCUCUCUCACCUCAAAUCAAAGUUGCUCCUGUUGCUGGAGUCUGAGAAACCGGUGAUCAUCACCGGAGCUGCGUUAGGAGGAGCUGUUGCGUCUCUCUUUACGCUUUGGCUACUAGAAACUAUCGAUCCGAAACUAAAACGUCCCUUAUGCAUCACAUUUGGCUCGCCUUUAAUCGGUGACGCUUCUCUGCAACAGAUUCUUGAGAAUUCCGUGAGGAAUUCAUGUUUCCUUCACGUAGUUGAUGCUGCACAAUCUCUCAUCACGGCAGGUUUCAAACCUUUUGGAACGUUCUUGAUCUGUUUUGACUCCGAAUGUGUUUGCAUUGAUGACCCUGAGGCGGUCAUGGAGUUGUUAACCGGUGAUAAUACUGAUCUAGUAGACUACGGUGAAGUUCUACAUCGUCUGGACCGAUCGGUGUUGUCUAUGGCGGAUUCAAGACUGAUGAUUGACGAUGUUAUCGAACGAAUGGAGGAGCGUGCGGAAAAGAAGAAGCUGCGUUUUGAUUCGUUUAAGAAACUAAACGAGAUGAAGAUAUCAAUGGUGUAUAUGGAGUGGUACAAAAAGAAAAGCAAGAAGGUCAAGAUUGGUUACUACGAUCGGUUCAAGUCUCAAAGCGCGUCUCCCACUUCAGAGUUCGAUAUUGAAAUCAAGAAGCGCAAAACAGAGCUAAACGAUUACUGGGAGUCGAUAGUUGAAGAAGUAGAGAAGAAGCCUCAGAGCGAUAUAUCGAUUCUCAAGAGACGGUUUCUAUUCUCGGGGAACAAUUACAGACGGAUAAUCGAACCACUCGACAUUGCUGAAUAUUACCUCGAUGGUGGGAAAGAGUAUCGAGCCUCGGGGAGGUCUCGCCACUAUGUUAUGCUCGAGAAAUGGUUUGGAAAUGAAUCGAUAAAAGCGACUAGAAGUGCAAGUAGCGAUUUGAGUGAUCUUUUAACGUUUGAUUCUUGUUUUUGGGCUGAAGUUGAGGAAGCUAUGAUUGUAAUCAAUCAGCUGAAAGCAGUCAAAGGGAUGAGAGACGAGGUAUUGAUCGCAAAACUCGUGAAGUUUGAGGGAUACGUGUGGGGGUUGAUCGAAAAACGUGAGGUUUCGCCGGAGAUUUUCUUGGAGAAAAGCAGUUUCAUGAGGUGGUGGAAAGAGUUCAAAGAGAUCAAAAGAAGAAAUGGGUUUAAUUCUUCUUCACCUUCACAAUUCACAGAUUAUAUGAACGCUAGGAACUACGAGAGUUAUGGUCAGUUUGCUAGAGAGCAAUGGUUUACGCCUUAA
This is a messenger RNA of Arabis nemorensis, 1416 nucleotides long. The record is from the annotation of a GenBank genome assembly. Lineage: Eukaryota; Viridiplantae; Streptophyta; Magnoliopsida; Brassicales; Brassicaceae.